AUGUUAUCGGGGUUAAACAAAAAACUUAAGCGACUUUAUGAUUUGGGUAUCGAUUAUGACUUUAAAGUCUCCGGUAUAAAGGAUGAGAAACAAAACACUAUCAAGUCAGAAGAGGGCUCAAGUGAAGACGUAACUGAGAAGAGUGCUGCUGAUUCUUCAGAAAUUUCUUUGAGAAAGGAAAGGAAGAGCUUAAAAGUUGGAAAAGUUAAACGCGAGAACUUGAAAUCGGUAUCGGUGAAGCGCGGACGAGAAAGAGUGAAGAGGGAAACCAGUAAAAAAGAUGCUAAGAAAGUAACAGUUUGUAAUACAGAAGGGAAAUCAAAGAAAGAAAAAGUGGAAGUAUAA
Messenger RNA from Enterobius vermicularis (human pinworm), 345 nucleotides. The record is from the annotation of a GenBank genome assembly. Lineage: Eukaryota; Metazoa; Nematoda; Chromadorea; Rhabditida; Oxyuridae.